CACCGCCUCACUCAAGCACCGCACGCAUCUGAUUCUCUCUCUCUCUCUCGUUUUCGCUUCGUCUCAACUCCAUCCAAAAACGCACUUGCUGAUAUUGCUUCGACCUCACUCUCUCUCUCUCUCUAACCACUCGCUUGUUAGCUCUCCCACCAAAACCCAACCGCAAAUCUAAUCCUUAUCAUAUUCCUUAAUUCCUUGUUCCUUGAGCGGUGGCAUUCAUAGUGUUGGUGGUUUGUACCAUGAUCGAAGUGGAGCAAUCGAGGCCGCUCAAUCCGGUCAUGACCUUCGACGAGGUCUCCAUGGAGCGCAGCAAGAGCUUCGUCAAAGCUUUGCAGGAACUGAAGAACUUGAGACCUCAACUAUAUUCUGCUGCAGAAUAUUGUGAAAAAUCAUUUCUUCAUAGUGAGCAGAAACAGAUGGUGCUGGACAACUUGAAAGAUUAUGCCGUUCGAGCCCUGGUAAAUGCUGUUGAUCACCUUGGGACAGUUGCAUACAAAUUAACUGACCUUCUUGAGCAGCAAACAUCAGAAGUCUCAACUAUCGAGCUGAAUAUUUCUUGCGUAAAUCAGCAACUUCUGACAUGUCAAACAUACAUGAGUAGAGAAGGUCUCAGGCAGCAGCAGUUGUUGGCAUUCAUUCCCAGACAUCAUAAGCACUACAUUUUGCCAAAUUCUGUCAAUAAGCGGGUACAUUUUAGCCCACACAUACAGACUGAUGCUGCGAAAAACAGUUUUCAAGCUAGAGCUCGUCUUCGGCCCUCAGGUAUCCCAGCAUCAAAAACUCUUUCAUGGCAUUUAGCCUCAGAAACGAAAUCCACCUUGAAAGGGAUUCCACAUGCUUCAACCAGCACUGAAGAUGCAAGAACCUCUGGAAAGACUUCAGAGGUUUUCCAUCUUAUAGAUGUUGAGGAGACUUCGAGGACCAAAUCCUCAGCAGCUCAUCUACAGUUACCAAGUGGUGGCCCUGCUUCUGGUGCAAUUGUGCAGACAUCGGGUGCCACUGUAAGGGAUGCAAUGGAGAGUUCCAAAGCAUUGACAACAUACAGGUCAUUUGAAAACCAAAACCGACGUGCAAUUGUGCGUGUCCCUGUUCGGAGCAAAAGCGUACUAUCAUCCUUCUUCGUCAAACAGAAAACAUCAAAGAUGAAGGCCGGUUCUGUUGCGUGAAUCUUCAGAACAAAUCAAAGAUGCCACCCCGCAAACCUUGGGUCGAGUUGCCAGGAAAUCUCUUCUAUGCUUGAUGAUGAGCUGUUUUCUUGGCCAUUAAUUAGUUCAGCAAUUGCUUGAAAUCAAAUUUUACUCUACUCCAACCCUUUCAUUUUAGCUUUCUAAUAAUGUGCAAAUUUGCACGGUGAAGAUGGUCAGGAUCUGCUCACUGGAGUAUAAGCCCUGAUCUCUAGGAUGUCAUAAAUACUUCUUUUGUCCAGAGUAUGCUAAUUGAUGCCAAUGUCUAUCAUUUUCA
Messenger RNA from Juglans regia (Persian walnut), 1461 nucleotides. RefSeq names its product protein ABIL1. The coding region runs from base 240 to 1166 and encodes 308 amino acids. The record is from RefSeq and is a predicted model, not a curated record. NCBI's taxonomy places the organism in Eukaryota, Viridiplantae, Streptophyta, Magnoliopsida, Fagales, Juglandaceae. The transcript is spliced from 9 exons.